Selaginella moellendorffii is the source of this 1931-nucleotide messenger RNA. Its product is annotated as voltage-dependent calcium channel subunit alpha-2/delta-4. Gene Ontology annotation, cellular component: voltage-gated calcium channel complex. The transcript has 8 exons. Gene Ontology annotation, molecular function: voltage-gated calcium channel activity. The record is from RefSeq and is a predicted model, not a curated record. NCBI's taxonomy places the organism in Eukaryota, Viridiplantae, Streptophyta, Lycopodiopsida, Selaginellales, Selaginellaceae. The coding region runs from base 38 to 1807 and encodes 589 amino acids.
UCUUCAAACAAUCACACAUGAGAUGAAAGAUUGAGCAAUGGUUCUUCUUUCCAGAUUAGUUUUUGUGGCACUUUUGUACCUUCAUGCGCAUUCCCUGGGCGACAUUGAAGCCGUGCUGGAUGAAGCAGCGUUCCAGGUACAAGAGAUUGCUAGGCAGGCCAUUUCAAAUCGGGAGAAUGCUUGCGGAUCUCUAUCCCAAUGUACAAUCGAAAAUUGCUCAAGGCACACUUGUAGACCGCAGUCCAGGGAUGAGAUCCAAUCUCUCUCGUGCGUCAAUGUGGGUCAUAAUCUAGAUUGCUCCACUCCGACUAAUGGGACAUGCCAGAGCUUGAGCGUCUCGAGCAAGAGAUCAUACAUUAGGCUCUCACCAUCGGCAUUGGAGAGUGACACUGAUGUUAAGAUUGCUAUCUGUGCCCAAAAGUCCCUGGAUCGUAAACUUCAACUCGCAUGGAAAAGCACCAGCAAAGUCUGUCAUGGCUGGGUUUUUUUUGGAGGCGCCGAAGGAUACUUGUACAUCUAUCCAGGCAGGGACUAUACCGACGAUCAUCAAUGCAAAGUCUAUGAUCCAAGGAAAAGGCCAUGGUAUGUGCAUGCCUUGGCGGUGGUGAAAUCACUCUACAUUGUUUUAGACACAUCGUCGUCCAUGAGCAUUUCCAUCGGCCCUUUGUCAUCUCAAAGCCGCCUAGCAGUGGCCAAGGGGAUUCUGGACGAGCUUCUCGACACUCUUACCAAUGGGGACCAAGUAAUUGUGUCAGAUAUGAAUGGAGGCAAACCAUUUGGAGGAAAACCAGUCUCGGUUUCACUUGAGGGCUUGGAGACAUCCUUCGAUCAUGCUGGAAUCUCAGCUCUCAAAAACGCAAUAAGCAAUGCAAGAGCGGACAAAUUACAAACCGAUAUUAAGAAAGCAUUCGUCGGGGCUCUUGACUUCUUCAACUCAAGCUCAAACUUGAAUGUUAUACUCCUCUUAACAGAUGGCCAAUUUGCCAACCAUGUCAACCUGACGGAUUUAGAUCCAAUCUUCAAGCAGCUUAACGAGAAAAACGUUGUCGUUUUCGUGUACAGGAUUGGUUUCUACAUUUCCAACGAUGAAACUUUCCAGAGAAUGCAAUUCAGCCUCAACAUAAGCUUCGAAGCAGUAAAAGAUGAAACCAAUCCUCUCAUGAAGAUACGCAGCUACUUGGACUAUUUAGCUUGGCUCCGUUUUAGCAGUGUCAACAGAAAGCCAGUGUGGGUGCCAUUAUAUGCUGAUUCAGGUGGUCGCAAUGUUACAAGCUCGAUCUUGCCAGCUUUUGAUGCCACCCAACGAUUGAUCGGAGUUGCCUGCAUCGAUAUUGUCACCGACGAUCUCAUCAACAGCUUGGGUCUUGCAGUCGUUCAAGAGGCUGUCUCUAAGAGAAGCCCGGGUCCAUCUCUAGAGCAAAAACCUCUCACAUUGAAAAGUUCUCACCCAGUUCUAGAGGCAACCACAGGGUGUGAUUUUGCUGGUUCGCUGACUCCAAUCUGUCCAAGACAGGAGUUCUCCACACCAAUGGCUGACUUUAUAUGUUGCGGAGCAAACUGUUCUAGCAGUAACGUCACUGCGACUUCUUCUUUGGGAAAGCAUUACAGGAUUGGCGAGACAAUUGGUAUUGUUGUAGGAUCCAUGGCUGCUCUAGCUGUUGCUCUUGCUGGGAUUUACUAUGCUUGCUGGCGAACAAAGCCGUGCCCGGAUCCAACUCAAGGAUUGGAGGAACAAAACGGGGACGAUUGGGUGAUCCCGUCACGAAGGAUAAAAGCUAGAUCGGGACGAGGAGCUACCACCUCUUGAUCCCUUCAUGAAGGAUAACGGGAUGAGGAGUUACCACCUCUUGAUCUCAUCAAGGUUGCUAAGAUUUAAAGAUUUGUUUAAAUUUAUUUUCAUAAAACAAAUGUUACAAGAUUGAUUUGUGUAA